Messenger RNA from Lingula anatina, 774 nucleotides. RefSeq lists its product as uncharacterized. The record is from RefSeq and is a predicted model, not a curated record. Lineage: Eukaryota; Metazoa; Brachiopoda; Lingulata; Lingulida; Lingulidae.
UUUACCAAAGACUCCAUAUCGGAACUGGAGAAGAUUCCAGGGCGUGUGAUGGUCAUCGCAUGUGACGGUCUUAAUGGCCAAGCGGCACGGACGCUGGGUCUCAGAGAAGAGUGGACCCAGCAAUCGUGCAAAUAUUACGGCGCUGUAGCGGGCAUUGAACGUACUGACCAAAGACCUGUCCCUUCUCCCGAAAUCAGGGUUCAUGGUCUGACCUUUGACCUUUCUGCCUUUUAUGGCAAAGACUUCAAAGUCGAUGAAAAAUGCGGCUUCAGCCUUAAAAUAUUCGGGAGUGAUCGGCAGCGCUACAUGUCCCUGGCAGUGCCUAAAUGUGAUUCUAAUCUCAUCAAGGCGCUAAAGGUGGCGCUUGACCAUUCUAUAAUGCGAAACAUAUUCAAGGAGUGCUUCAAUACUUACAAAACAGACACGGAAAGCAAAAUCACUGAUCUCCAAGCACUGAAGAAGCUUAAAUUCAGUCCGCGUUUGUUCGAAAUCAAACUCUGUUGGAGGCGAGAGACUGUGAUGUACUUAGAAGAUGAAGACAUCGUUGUGACAUGCGAAGGUGAUGCAGCCAGGACGUUAAAUUUCCACUCAGGUCUGGAUGUGAACCUUUCUAUACGCGGGCUGGAGUCUUUGACGUCUUUCAUUCAUUCCACGGCAACAGCAAACAAUAACAUGAAAUCCCUCAUAGAGGCCAUGACGCUAAGGGCAACACAUGCAAGAAAAAUAUCAGAACAUUUUCAGCGAUAUGGAAUUGCAGAGACGAUGGAAUUAUAG